Messenger RNA from Cyphellophora attinorum, 1572 nucleotides. Its product is annotated as putative transporter. Gene Ontology annotation, molecular function: allantoate transmembrane transporter activity; dipeptide transmembrane transporter activity. The record is from RefSeq and is a predicted model, not a curated record. The coding region runs from base 1 to 1572 and encodes 523 amino acids. Gene Ontology annotation, biological process: tripeptide transport; dipeptide transport; allantoate transport. Lineage: Eukaryota; Fungi; Ascomycota; Eurotiomycetes; Chaetothyriales; Cyphellophoraceae. Gene Ontology annotation, cellular component: plasma membrane. The transcript has 3 exons.
AUGGCAUCCGAAAAGCACCCCAUCGACGUGGAGGGAGACGCGACGACCUUCGCGGACGGCGAAAAGCCUGCUACUUCGCUGCCCCAAGCCAACAAGAAAGCGCAGCAGGUCCUCGCCCAUUCUCAUGAUGCUGACGAAGCGAUGAAAGCGUUCGAGUCCGGCGAGACCAUUGAGCUAGACGAAGCGACCAACAAGCGGUUGCUGAGGACGAUUGAUUUGCAUAUGCUUCCGCUAAUGUGCGUCGUGUAUGGGCUCAAUUAUCUGGACAAGACAACGCUUAGUUAUGCGUCGAUCAUGGGUAUCAAGAAGGAUAUCGGGCUUGUGGGCGACAACUACCAAUGGCUCGGGUCGAUGUUCUAUUUUGGCUACCUUGGAUGGGAGUAUCCGACAAACAGGUUGUUGCAGAAGUUGCCAUUGGGCAAAUACAGUGCCUUCAACAUUGUCAUGUGGGGAACCAUUCUAGCGCUGCACGCAACGGUGUGGAACUUCGGCAGUGCUGUAGGAGCACGUUUCUUCCUCGGAGUUUUCGAAGCUGCUGUCACGCCGGGGUUCACCCUUUUGUCGAGUCAGUGGUGGACGAAGAAAGAGCAGGGAGCCCGAAUUGGCAUCUGGUUUUCUUUCAAUGGUAUGGGCCAGAUCUUCGGCGGGCUUGUGGCUUACGGGAUUAAUGUUGGAUCUGAGAAGCAUGGUUCAGCGAUUGAGCCAUGGAAGAUCGUGUUCCUUGUCAACGGCCUCCUGACUGCUUGUCUCGGCGUGGUGUUCUGGUUCGUCAUCCCGGAUAAUCAACUCAACGCACGCUGGUUAUCGGCAAAGGACCGUGUAUUGGCCGUUGCGAGAGUGCGCGUCAAUCAGCAGGGCAUUGGCAACAAGCAUUUCAAGAUGUAUCAGCUGAAGGAGGCACUGCUGGAUCCAAUGACUUGGGCUUUCGUGUUCUAUGCUCUGGUUGCUGAUAUUCCCAACGGAGGUAUAUCCAAUUUUUUCUCACAGCUUAUCGUGAGUUUCGGCUACACUCCAUCCCAGUCUCUCCUCUACGGCACACCAGGCGGGGCUGUCGAAGUCGUGGCCUUGAUUUUCUGUGGCUGGCUUGGUGAUCGACUCGGAAAUCGGAUCCUGGUCAGCAUGCUAGGGCUCUGUACAGCCCUUCUCGGUGUCAUUCUCAUCGUCGCCCUUCCCUUGGGCAAGUCUUCCGGACGCUUAGCUGGCUACUAUCUCACUCAAGCUUCGCCGACUCCCUUCGUGGCUAUCUUGUCGUUAAUUGCCACUAAUGUAGCUGGGUACACAAAGAAGACCACCAUCGCCGCCCUGUACCUCAUUGGAUACUGUGUGGGAAACAUCAUUGGACCUCAGACUUUCCGGCCAAAAGACGCACCAAGAUACGUCCCGGCAGAAAUCACCAUUAUCGCUUGCUGGGGUGUAUGCCUUCUCGAUUUGUGCUUCAUGUAUUUCUGGUAUAGGCGCUGCAAUCGGUUGAAGGAGCGGGAGAGGCAAGCACCUGGAUAUGUCAAGAUUGAGGGCCAAGAGUGGCUCGACUUGACUGAUAAGGAGAACAGCGAAUUUGUGUAUGCACUCUAA